ACUAAGUUUGAUUAUGCUAUUAUUUUUAUUUAUGCAGCAAUUAAACAGUUCUAGUGCCAAAUUCUGCAUAGAAAAUGGGAUGUUUAACUGUCAUCAAGAACAUGAAGAAAAAGUAUGAAAGGUCGAAAUCACAAAUCGGAAGUCGUAAUGAGAAGGUAUCUACAGCAAUGCCUCAACUUCAAGCUUCUCGCUCAUUACACUUCGAUCCUCAAAAUCCUAAGACUAGCGUGAAAUCGCCUAACCCGAUUAACCAAGUUACCAACAACCGAACAAGAACAUUAUCUGCUCCAUCAGCUCUUCAAGAUGCAGAGGCUCUAGCCUCAGUUGAGCAAGAGGAAGGAGAAAUGUCGAAAUCUCUAGCGAGAUUAAUGAAGGUGGCUCCUUUACCUAGUCCAGUACCUAGUCCACUACCCUUACCUCUUCCAUCUCCUCGAAAUAGGGGUCCGUUGAAGUUAAGGAUGGCUAGUGAUCCUUUCUAUGCUUCUGGCUCGGGUAAUGAUACAGCAGAACAAGAUGGUGUUGAAACAUUUCAGUGUGAUGCGCGAGAAUGGUAUAAAAACCGAGACAGAUCCAUGAAGAAAAUGCAUCUAGCUAGGCCACUACCUUUACCGCCUAAAGGAAGAUAUCCAUUGAAGGCUACUAGCAGCCCUAAGCCAGAAACAGUUAUUGAUCCGGUUCGUUUCUUUCUGUAUGAGGAAAUUGUCGCUGCUUGUCACAAUUUCCGUUGGGAUAGAUGCAUGGCAGAAUGUUUUUCUUCCACCAUAUAUAAAGCUUCCUUUUUUCAUGAAGCUUCAUGUAAGAAGCUUAAAGCCACUGUCACGCGCCUUCACCCAUCAACUCAGGGCUUGAGGGAGUUCAUGAAUGAAGUUAGUUCUCUUGCGAAAAUACAACAUCCGAACAUCUGCAAAUUGCUCGGAUUUUAUGCAUGCGAUACCUCUGAAACAAGGAUGUUGGUUUACGAGAGGCUAAGCAAUGGGAGCUUGGACAGCCUGUUGUUCAGGAGACCUGACGGCCCUUCGAUUGAUUGGAACACAAGAAUGAAAAUCGCCUUCUCUGCUGCACAAGGUCUUACUUUCUUGCAUGACGAAGGGUCUUUUAAGGCAAUGUAUACUGAUUUUUCAGCAGCGAACAUACAGAUUGAUAUAGAUUUCAAUGCAAAGCUUUCAGGAUAUGGUUUUGUUGGAAAUAUUGCUCAGGAAACGUUUUCAAGAAGAUCAGCUGCGGCAGGAAAUCUUUCUGUGGAGACAUGGAGAAAAGGAAAGCUUACUCCAAAGAGCAAUAUAUGGAGUUUUGGAAUUAUUCUUCUGGAGCUACUUACAGGAAGAAAGAAUUUUGACAUAAAUCUCCCCAAGAGAGAGAGGAACUUAGUUAAAUGGUGUCAGCCUUUCUUAGCCGACAACUUGUCUGUGAUCAUGGAUCCUCAACUUGAAGGUCGGUUUCCGCCCAAAGCAGCAAGAAUAGUAGCUGGCAUUGCACAAAGAUGCCUCCAAAAGGAACCAUCAGAAAGACCAACCAUGAAAGUCAUUGUUGAGAAUCUGAUAAUCUUACUAGAUAUGCAGUACCCUCGUUGGUUCCAACUGCACGACCCAGCCGCUGUGUACAGAAGACAAAUGGCGGAAUCACUAAAUGUUGAUGGUAUCAGUUAUGGACCUAGUUUGGGUUUCUCUCCUCCGUGCCUACCAUCAAUUGGAACAUCUCCUUCACAUCCUCCAAGAUGGUCUUCUGUUCCCGUAGCGCUUCCUCCUCCUCUUGCCCGUUCCUCCACUGUCAUUACUGAGGAGAUCACCAGGGAAGAAAGUACAAAGCAAUCAUCCUCAGUAUCAGAGAAAGCUUAGAUUUUUAGGCCAUUCAAUUUCUCCAAUGUUAAUUUUUUUAUUGAAUGGCUAGUUUAGACAAUAAAUUUAUAAGUGUCAAGCAUUUUAGUUCCUUAAUGUAUUUUUCAGUGAGUUUUAAAUUUGAAAAUCUUCAAUCACAUUAGUCUUUGGAGAUGAUAUCAAGAAACAAAUUACAGAUCCAAUAUGACUAAUGUGAUUAAAAAUGAUAAAUUUGAAUAUCAUUUUCAAAUUUGGGUCAUUUUAGGGACCACAUUGUAAGGUCUUCAAUUUUAAGGAUCAAGUUUGGUAUUCACUGGUUAGUUCUUUUGUUCUAUUUUGGCAAUAGAAUUUGGGUGUGUCUAGGGUUGAUAUGAUCUACCAUAGAAACCUCAUAUAGGGGAUAAACCAUGUAGUUGUUAUGUCUUUUCAUCAAUAAGCAAAAUGCA
Messenger RNA from Vicia villosa (hairy vetch), 2260 nucleotides. RefSeq names its product probable serine/threonine-protein kinase PBL16. Gene Ontology annotation, biological process: protein phosphorylation. Bases 75 to 1835 code for a protein of 586 amino acids. The record is from RefSeq and is a predicted model, not a curated record. The transcript is spliced from 4 exons. NCBI's taxonomy places the organism in Eukaryota, Viridiplantae, Streptophyta, Magnoliopsida, Fabales, Fabaceae. Gene Ontology annotation, molecular function: protein kinase activity; ATP binding.